Molecule: messenger RNA, 1033 nt
Organism: Fukomys damarensis (Damara mole-rat)
Lineage: Eukaryota; Metazoa; Chordata; Mammalia; Rodentia; Bathyergidae
Gene: Uchl1
Product: ubiquitin C-terminal hydrolase L1
Exons: 9
Coding region: 58-729 (223 amino acids)
Biological process (GO): ubiquitin-dependent protein catabolic process; protein deubiquitination
Cellular component (GO): cytoplasm
Molecular function (GO): cysteine-type deubiquitinase activity
Source: RefSeq, a predicted model, not a curated record
CGGCUCCGCUUGCUGUUUUUCUUUCCCGGGCUGUGGCUUCUCCUACGGUUCGCGAAGAUGCAGCUCAAACCCAUGGAGAUCAACCCCGAGAUGCUGAACAAAGUGCUGUCGCGGUUGGGGGUGGCCGGCCAGUGGCGCUUCGCCGACGUACUAGGGCUGGAGGACGAGGCUCUGGGCUCGGUGCCAGCGCCUGCCUGCGCGCUGCUGCUGCUCUUUCCCCUCACCGCCCAGCAUGAGAACUUCAGGAAAAAACAGAUUGAAGAACUGAAAGGACAAGAAGUGAGUCCCAAAGUGUAUUUCAUGAAGCAGACCAUCAGGAACUCUUGUGGUACCAUCGGACUGAUCCACGCAGUGGCCAAUAAUCGAGACAAACUGGAAUUUGAGGAUGGAUCCGUCCUGAAACAGUUUCUUUCUGAAACAGAGAAGAUGUCCCCUGAAGACAGAGCAAAGUGCUUUGAAAAGAAUGAGGCCAUCCAGGCAGCCCACGAUGCUGUGGCCCAGGAGGGCCAGUGUCGGGUAGAUGACAAAGUGAAUUUUCAUUUUAUUCUGUUUAACAAUGUGGAUGGCCACCUCUAUGAACUGGAUGGGCGAAUGCCUUUUCCAGUGAACCAUGGCACCAGUUCAGAGGACUCCCUGCUGCAGGAUGCUGCCAAGGUCUGCAGAGAGUUCACUGAGCGCGAACAGGGAGAAGUCCGCUUCUCUGCUGUGGCCCUCUGCAAGGCAGCCUAGGCCCCAAGGAAGGGGCUGGCUGUUCUCCCCACACCCGCCCAAGCAGUCCGCAAGCUUCCACGCGUGUAGACGCAGCUGUCUCCUUUGGGUCUACAGACACACUCUUCCCUCCACCACACCCAACACUAGAGCUCAGCUGCUGCAAGCCGAGCUGGAGUGAGCUUUGGACCAGAAGCAUUUCCUCACCAUGUAUGUGUCUUAUACCUCAGUAUCAACGCUUUCACGACUACUUUGGUUUGUGUCUGUAAGUUAAGCCCUUAGAUGUUUGUCUUUAAAAGAAAUAAAACUUUUCUGCUGAUAAAUG